Messenger RNA from Mesitornis unicolor (brown roatelo), 1328 nucleotides. RefSeq names its product twinfilin actin-binding protein 1 (gene TWF1). Gene Ontology annotation, cellular component: myofibril; actin filament; cytoplasm. Gene Ontology annotation, molecular function: actin filament binding; actin monomer binding. The record is from RefSeq and is a predicted model, not a curated record. The annotation marks the transcript as partial. Gene Ontology annotation, biological process: positive regulation of neuron projection development; regulation of lamellipodium assembly; barbed-end actin filament capping. NCBI's taxonomy places the organism in Eukaryota, Metazoa, Chordata, Aves, Mesitornithiformes, Mesitornithidae. The transcript has 9 exons.
GCCUUGGAGGGUCCGAGGAGGAAUUAGAAGACGACAGCAUAUUGUUUUUCAGUAUUACUGGGUCCCCCCGAAUCACAGAGUUGCUAAACAGGGAUUACUGCUGGAUUACGAACGGGGUCAGGUUUUACUGUCUCGAUUUCUACAAUCUGCUUGUUCAGUGCCUAGUACGGUGUACUUUGCCUGCUCUCCCACAUUUAUUGUUGAAGCUAGUGGAAGUGUUAAAGACACCUUUGUUGGAGCCAGAAAUGGACAAUACAGGCUUCUAAAAAUAAUCAUUGACAAUGAGCAGCUUGUUGUGGGAUCCUCUAAGCGACCAGUUGGAUCAUGGGAAAAGGAUUAUGAUGCCUUUGUCCUUCCCCUUCUUGAAGACAAGCAGCCUUGUUAUAUAUUGUACAGAUUAGAUUCUCAGAAUGCUCAAGGAUAUGAAUGGAUCUUCAUUGCGUGGUCACCUGAUCACUCUCCUGUUCGUCAAAAAAUGUUGUAUGCAGCAACCCGAGCAACACUGAAGAAAGAAUUUGGAGGUGGCCAUAUUAAGGAUGAAGUAUUUGGAACUGUUCACGAUGAUGUUUCACUGAAUGGAUAUAAAAAAUAUUUGAUAUCGCAGUCCUCCCCUGCGCCUCUGACUGCAGCAGAAGAGGAACUUAGACAAAUUAAGAUUAAUGAGGUGCAGACGGAUGUUGGUGUAGAUACCAAGCAUCAAACACUGCAAGGAGUAGCAUUCCCCAUUGCUAAAGAAGCUAUCCAGGCUUUGGAGAAAUUGAAAAAUAAGAAACUGAAUUAUGUACAACUGCAAAUUGACAUGAAAAAUGAAACAAUUAUUUUGGCCAACACACUUCAUACUGAACUUAAGGACUUGCCAAAAAGAAUUCCAAAGGAUGCUGCGCGUUACCACUUUUUCCUGUAUAAGCAUGCCCAUGAAGGAGACUAUUUGGAAUCCAUAGUUUUCAUCUACUCUAUGCCAGGGUACACUUGUAGUAUACGAGAACGAAUGCUCUACUCUAGUUGCAAAAGUCCACUGUUAGAAAUUGUAGAAAGACAGUUGUGGAUGCAGAUAAUUAGAAAGAUUGAAAUCGAUGAUGGCGAUGAGUUAACUGCUGACUUUCUUUAUGAAGAGGUUCAUCCAAAACAACAUGCUCACAAGCAAAGUUUUGCUAAGCCAAAAGGUCCUGCGGGGAAGAGGGGAAUACGAAGACUGAUUAGAGGUCCAGCAGAGACUGAAACACCUAGCGAUUAGAAACUGUUGUCUGCAUUUCUUAUAAAGUAUUACAGUAAGAAAUUAAAUUCUGGCUUUUGAUAAUGAACUGAAAUCAUUCCAUUCAUAGAUGCUA